Molecule: messenger RNA, 1013 nt
Organism: Lactuca virosa
Lineage: Eukaryota; Viridiplantae; Streptophyta; Magnoliopsida; Asterales; Asteraceae
Source: the annotation of a GenBank genome assembly
UAUAUAUCUGCAAUUCUACAUCUCCCUCCCAACGUGACACCUUUAGUUCGUUUAUAAUGAACUGAAUCUUAUUUUUCCCUCAUUUCUUCUGAUUCCUGUUCUCGAUGGCUCCCAAAUCUUUCGACUUCCCUUCUGCAGAUUCCGACUACCAGUCCGGCUUCGGAAACCACUUCUCAUCGGAGGCGAUAGCCGGAGCUCUCCCUCAGGGUCAAAACAGUCCACUGGUUUGCCCCCUUGGUCUCUACGCCGAACAGAUCUCCGGCACCUCUUUCACCGCUCCUCGCAAGCUCAAUCAACGAAGUUGGCUAUAUCGGAUCAAACCUUCAGUCACACACGAACCAUUUAAACCAAGAGUCCCCAAACAUGAGAAGCUAGUAAGUGAAUUCAGCCAGGUCAACAGUGCAAUCAACCCCACACAAAUUCGAUGGAAACCUGUUGAUAUUCCUGAUGAACCAACAGACUUUGUUGAUGGGCUCUAUUCUGUAUGUGGAGCUGGCAGUUCAUUCCUUAGACACGGUUUCGCCAUUCACAUGUACACUGCAAACAUAUCAAUGGAAAACUCUGCUUUCUGCAAUGCAGAUGGCGACUUCUUGAUAGUUCCUCAAACUGGAAGGUUGUGGGUCACUACAGAAUGUGGAAAACUACAAGUUUCACCUGGUGAAAUUGUAAUCCUCCCUCAAGGAUUCCGGUUUGCUAUUGAUUUACCAGAUGGCCCUUCACGUGGUUAUGUUGCUGAAGUUUUUGGUACUCAUUUCCAACUCCCUGAUCUUGGGCCAAUAGGUGCAAAUGGCCUUGCUUCCCCAAAGGAUUUCCUUGUGCCCACAGCUUCAUUUGAACAGGAAUCUCGUCCAGGUUAUACAAUUAUACAGAAAUUUGGUGGUGAACUUUUUACUGCUAGACAAGAUUUUUCACCAUUCAAUGUUGUUGCUUGGCAUGGCAAUUAUGUCCCCUAUAAGGUACACUUUUUUUUCAUUAUAGUUUCUUAUAUAUGUUUGAUUUACAAUCACGAGUAA